Messenger RNA from Chaetomium strumarium, 1185 nucleotides. RefSeq lists its product as uncharacterized. Lineage: Eukaryota; Fungi; Ascomycota; Sordariomycetes; Sordariales; Chaetomiaceae. The transcript is spliced from 2 exons. The record is from RefSeq and is a predicted model, not a curated record. Bases 1 to 1185 code for a protein of 394 amino acids.
AUGGAGCACCAACCCUCUCUUCCCCCAUCGACCGCCGAGCAGAUGCCGGACGAGAUGAAUAAUCGUUUGCCGGCUCUGCAGCAUCGGCCGAUUCUGCACCAUCUGCCCAUGCGUUAUCUCGAGAGUCGGCUGGUGCCGGUGACCGACCAAAACUUCGCCGAACUGGCGAAGGAGUGCGCAGACAUGUACGACAACUUCGUCGCGUCUGGCACUCCCAACCCCUCGCCCCCGGCCAACAACACGCCCUUCGUAGAGCCGGAGUCAGAUUCAAUCCUGCACAUCUCCCAGCGCGAACUGACUUCCUUCCUCGCGCUGUUCCACCGCCUGACCGUCUCCCCGUUCCCCCACGCCAACGUCGUCCAAAGAGAGGCCAAUCUCGCCCACGAGAAGGAGCUCAUUUCCCAGCAAGCGGAGGCCCUCGCAAAGCGCGAGGAGGACGUCGCCCGCCGCGAAGCGGCCCUCGCCAUGAUGCGGGACGACGAGGCCGCCUUCAACCAACAGCUCACCGACGUGUGGAAGCAGGGAAAUGACGCCGGGUACAAGACCGGCUUCGAGUUUGGCCGCCGCGAGGCCGUGCCGCUCACCUACCAGCUCCACAUUUCCGCGCUCGAGGAGAUACACCGCCGCGUCAGGGAGCUGAAGGCUCGGUGCGACCGGUUGGGCGCCCGCGGCAUGGGCGGCCGCGGCGGUAUGGUGGCCGAGUUGGACAGACUCUGCAUCGCGGUUGAGUUUCAGGUGCGCAAGACGCGCGCUGGUUCAGCUCAGAAAGGGCUGGACUUGGAGGAUUUGAUGCGCAUCUCUGGUGUGGAAGUUGAUGGUGAGGAAGGUGGUGAGGCGGUCAAUUACACCAAGUUCUUGCGCAUGGCUGAGCGGAGGAAGAAGAGGAUAACCGAUGGGGAGGAGAGGAAGGCUAUGGAGAAGGAGAGGCAGAAGAGGAUGCGUCAGAAGGCGAGAGUUGCGGGUGGUGAAGAUGAUGGUGAUGAUGGUGAUGAUGUCGAGAUGGGCAACUCUAACGCGAGCAAGGGGAAGGGCAUCGACCGGACUGGCACUACCACGACCGUGAACCAGAACCCCCUAUACCCGGCCGCAUUCUGGACCCGGGAGUGGCAGGCGAGGCCUAAGAACGACGGGCCGCAGUUCGACAACCUGCCCUCGUCUGACUGGGAAUUCGAGAACUCAGAUUGA